AUUUCAGUUGAUUUCAGCAGUAAGUUAAAGGUCUGGGGAAUCAAAACGCUCUGCAAGAGUGGAGUGCUUCUUGGGACGAUGGAAAACGACGUUCUUACGACGCUGAAGAUCUUGAUUGUUGGCGAAAGUGGAGUUGGAAAAUCUAGGUAAGCUGAUAGGGUUAUUACAGAUAAGUUUCAUGUUUAGGUUAUUUGCUUCAGUCAGCCGUUUAUGUUAGCUUAUCACUCAUUCCAGUGGUUAAGGAUGCAGAGUCCAGGUUUGUAGGUUUUAUACAUAAUUUUUACGUAGAAACGGGCAGGAAUUUUUAUGGAAGUAAUCUCUGUAGAAGUGCAGUGUUACAUGUGAGCUCUGUAGAAAAAAGUAAACAUAUAAUUUUAAGAUAAAGCUAUAAUUUACUUUUAAAUUAUGUUAAGGGUUUGUUUUAAAUGACUGUUAAAUUGAUGAUUGCAAAAUUGUUCACCUAAAUUUUAUGCAGCCUACUCCUGAGGUUCACUGACGACACGUUUGAUCCUGAUAUUGGAGCCACAAUAGGUAAGUAUUGGAGUGGGCCAUGUACAGUGCCAUCCUUGGGGGUUGUUUACCAGGGAAAUUUGUGUGUUUUUGCUAAAGGUUUGGCACAAACUCCUCUAUGUUAAAGCAACAUUUUCCCACCAGAAAGGUAUCGCUGUCCCGACCUCUUUAUUUGUACAGUGUAUGCUGUGUUUCAACAGCUAAAACAGCAAAUAAUUAUUCUUUUUAGAAAAUCCUUACACUGCACUUUAAUGUGAAAAACAAAAUGCACAGACACAGUCAAACCUCAAAGUGUGACUGCCUCCAGCUUAUGAGAACAACUUGCAAAGCAACAACUUUUCGUUGUGUCAAGCUGCUGUGUUGUUCAAACCACAAUGCUGUUACUCAGCUGCUACACUGUACAUGAGAAUGAAAAAUAUUGCAUGAUGACUUGCUCAUGCAGGUGGUUAGACAGGCAGCAUCGAUUCUCAACAGUAUUUCAUGAAAUGUUGCAGAAAUUUGUUGCGUAUAUACCUCCCAUCUAGUUUUACCAAUAAACUGGGGCUUAUUUCUCAUAUUAUUAUUACCUGUCAUGGUGUGGACCUGCAAUUCUCUGCCAUGCUCCAAGAGUUUAAAUUUCAUGAUUUUUUUCUGUUGUCAAUUAAUUCCUUCCUUCAGGUAAAUCAGCAAUAAGAGAGAUCAUGGUUUUCAGUUAACAUGCAUAACUCUAUCACUGCAAUGAUCUUCUCAACAUUUACUGUCAUGUGCUCUCCGUGAAUUGUUUUAUUUUAACAACAUAAUGAGGAGUAUCACAGUUUUAAUGUACAAACACAACUUGAAACCAGCCUCAUUUUAAAAAAAAAAUAUGAUAAGACUUAUCAACAAAUUUUUAUUAGUAAUAUUAUUAUUGAAGCCGCUUGGAGCUCAAACUUUGCUUUCUUUGAUUUGCAGGUGUCGACUUCAAAGUUAAAACACUUACUAUUGAUGGCAACAAGGCAAAACUCGCUAUUUGGGUAAAUACUUCAUUCCUACAGUGUGUAUUUUGGCUGCCAGAUAAUUUAAAUUAUUAAAAGCUGAAUCAUUGGAUAAGCCUUUAUACCAUGCUCUCUAAAUGGUAACUGUACGCGUCUGCACAAAAUUAAAAACAAGAUGAAAAUCGGCUGUUUUUACAAAAUUAAUAAAGUCAUGUGGAAUUGUCGAUAUUUUGUGGGCGUUUUUAAUAAAACAAUUAUUCCACUCGCGCUUGUUGGAUAUGAGAUGAUUAUAGCCAACUUGGCGCUCAAGCCUCAUUGGCUAUCUACCAUCUCAUAUCCAAUGCACACUCGUGGGAUAAUUGAUAAUUAUAGCAUGCAGGAUAAACCAUUUUACCCUCACAGCUGGUGCAAUAUUGAGUGAUGUAUUAUUUAAGUCAUACUGAAUGGGAUGAUUUCGGGCCUAAGGAAGUACAGGCAUUAAUAACAAUAAGUAGGUGUCUUGGAACUCAAUCUAUUUUACAGUGGAACCUUGAUAACGAAGUGCCAAGGGACUGGCAAAAUUUAUUCGCUAUAACAAGGUUUCAUUAUAUUGAGGUACUUUUCCAUAUGUUUUACUAUUACUGGGGUAAGGAAAAUCGUUUGUUAUACCGAGGACUUUGUUAUAUAGAGGUUUGUUUUAUCGAGGUUCCACUGUAAUUAGAUACAUACUUAGAGCCCGUUCGGUUUUGUACUCUUUUAUGAAUUGUUUUUUUCUGUAAUAUGUUUUUCUCUUCUCUUGUGCCCAUCUCAACUAGCACAAAAGCUAAUUUCUGGCAUAUUAAAUGGCAUUGUCCUUUUAUAAUAAGAAAAGAAAGAUUUUAAAAAAAGCUUGUUUUUGUUGUUGUACCCUAGGAUACUGCAGGUCAGGAGCGCUUCCGAACAUUGACACCCAGUUAUUACAGAGGAGCACAAGGCGUUAUUUUAGGUAGUUACUUAACUCUAUAGUUUUCAUAAUGAUUAUAUCUUUUGUAUAUUCUCUUGACAGCCUUUUGGUGAUCUCUUGAUUCACAAUCUCUGUACAUAACAUCAGACAUACACAGUACACAUCAAUAUAUUCUGAAUAAAUACAGUCAUGUACUAAGGUUCCUUAUAAUAGACACUUACACUAUGUAACUCUAACUGUGAAAACCUCUUUUCUCACACUACCAAACAUGUUUGCUGUAAUGGCCUGCUAAGUUAAAUGGCCCAGAAAGUAGCCACACACAGCACUUGUGGUAAAAUUGCAUCAAUGUUACAUUUUGGGUGCAUUCGUUUGGGAUGAUAAGGAUCUGGAUCAGUGAACUGAGAUCACUCAGUUCAUGGUAGAUCAAAUGUACCGAUGAAUCCUUGUCCAGAGUGGAUUUAUUGUUUUAUUUGAUCUUCCAUGAUCCCAGUGAUCUCAGAUCAUUGACCCUGAUCCAGAUCGUGCUAGGUAAAGGAACGCAUCCUUUAAGUCAUGCAGUUUCUUUUGCUGAUGAUAGUAAUUUGAAGCAAACUAUACGACAAAACACUGAUACUAACAGGAUAUUAUCUAUUCAAUUCGGGAAUUAACCUCCCUGGGAGGUAUUUGCUGUAGCGGGGGUUAAAACUUUAAGUCCUACACAUGUAAGAAUGACCAACAUCAAUUUUCUCCUCACUGUAUCCAUACAUCAUCAAAAGAAAAGGCUAUGAGAAGUAAAUGAUCAACAAAGGGAAAAUGUUUUGGCAUUUUAUCAAAAUCUUUCAACUAGUUCUUUACAGAAAUGUUUUGGAGAUUUGAAAAUUACAGAGUACAUAUGUAUGUGUGUGGAUAUUGGGGCUUAAAGGGUCAAUUUUUUUCAGUUUUUUAAUAGUUACCCCCACAGCUGAUACAAUAUUGAGUGAUGCAUUAUUUAAGUCAUAUUUUAUUGAAUGGGAUGAUUCCCAGCCUAAGGAAGUACAGGCAUUAAUAGGGUGUGUAAUAAAAGAUGUUUGUUCUAAAACUAUACAUAACCAUACUGUUAGUAGAGCAAGUUGGGUAGUUUAUUAAGGUGGCCCAGUUGAUACUGAUUUGAACUUGAGUUGCUAUUGUAUGCUGCACCAUUUUGAAAAUUAUCUUACCACUCUUGUUACUUUUUUUUUAGUUUAUGACACAAGCAGCAGAGAAACAUUUGAUAAACUGGAAGAAUGGCUAAAUGAAGUAGAAAUGUACUCAACAAAAAAGGACAUAAUAAAAAUGUUGGUUGGCAACAAAAUAGAUAAGGUAAUUUCAGUCCAUAUGAGCACUGGCUCUUUAAGCCCUUUCGAUCUGUAACAACAACUAUUAUUUUGCAUGCGUGUCGGUAUCUCAAUUUUGAUUGGCUAAAAACACGCAGCUUAAUGUUACUAGCACUUUUUUUGCAAUAUAAACCUUAAGGCACUAGUUUUACUACAUGUUUAUAUACAUGUGGAAGUUACUCAUACGUUUUGUACACGCGGAAGUGAUGCCAUUUUGCGGAAAGUAGUUUUAAACAUACAAGAAACGUCUGUUUUACAGAGGCUUUCAAUUCCUUCUGUGGAUACGAGUAGUUGUAGAUUCUGUGCAUGUUCUUUUUUUUUAUUAUUAAGUUUUAGGUGGGUAUCACAAAUUUGAUAGCAAGGCAUAGAUUUCGAGGUGGUGAUUACAUGUAAUAUUAUUUAUGUUGCUGUUACAUUUUAGGAAGGCCGUGAGGUUGACAGGAAACAGGGUUUGCAGUUUGCUCGAAGACAUUCUAUGUUAUUUAUUGAAGCAAGGUGAGUAAACAGUGGUUGAUUGAUUGUAAAAGGCUUAAAUAUUAUUGAUCGUAAAUUGCACAGUAUGGAACAAAAAAAAUUCGACUCCUCAAUCGCGCUUGGACCCACGACCUAACCUUACCAAGUUAUUAUUACUUUAAUACUUGUGAUUUGUUUCAUUCAUGCAGUGCAAGAACAAAGGAAGGAGUACAGCUUGCAUUUGAAGAACUUGUAGAAAAGGUAACUAUGUAACUUCAUUCUGAGAGUUUUCUCGUCAGUAAUUAUUGUAAUAAUUUAACUUUUAGAGACCUUUAGAUUCUAAGACAAAGACGACAAUGAGAACGAGUUUUGCUCAAUAAUAAAUAGUGCGCGCGUGUGAACCAGCGUCAUUCUGGCGGGAAAAUGUAAUAACCGUCGUCAUUCUACUACGGGUUUAACGAAGAUGUCGUAGUGACGGAAACACGUUGUCAAAUUUUAGAAGUUUUAAUGUUUUGCGAUCGGAAGGUGGAUCAACCUCCUUCAAUAAAUAUAACCGUGCUAACUUCUCUUGUGAAAAAAUUUAAAAAUGAAGUCUUCAGGGUGUCUUUUUUUUGAGAAUACGCGGAAAUAAAGUUAACAGUACAUGCAAGAGCAAGAAGUUUGCAUCCAACUAUUCAGUUUAAUAAGUUUGCAUGAUAUAAAUGAAUCUGACACAAAAUAAAGGCAAGCACGAUAAAUUAUUGUUAAUAAACAACAAGUGUUGUUCUUGAUUUACUCUGAAACGGUAUUUUGCACUGGUUGUGUAAAUACCCUCAAUACACACCGGAAUGUCACGGCUUGCCGCUUAAGUUGGUUGAUGGUAUAAUCGUAUCUGACUGUAAUGCUACUGAUCUGCAAGGAUGAAUAUAAUUUACUGUUGAGAAAUCAGUCACAUCGUUGUCGUACUCUCCACCGAAUUUUCAAUACCAGUGUCCUUCUGGAAAUACCGCAAAACUGUUCUACAAUGGACGAGACUCAGCUAAAGGGGAUGACUAUUAAAUGACACGCAACUAUUGCAGUAGUAGUUGAAUUUCAGUGGGACCCGAAACUAAGCCGUAUUUAGUGCUUUUGUGCCUCCCGCCCCAUGUUCGUACAUCUAGGGCCUUAGUUUCUGGGUGAAGUCAGUUUUUCUAGGCGCGGUUCCUGAAAGGCCGAUUAGCUCUAAUCCAGGAUUAGUUUUGGUCCACUUUUUGUAUUUACCUUCCUAUGCAUUGCUUAGAGUAACAUUUUAUGUUAUCAUUUUUUUUUUCGGAAAUAAAGGCACAACAGUGUCUUGUAAGCUCUUGUUACGUGUUCUUAGACAAGAAAACCUUGCUUAAAAUUUGGCUUAAUCCUGGGUUAAACUUAACCAUCUUUCGAGGAAAUGGGCGCUCAGAUAGACUGCAAAAAUUAUUUAUUCAAAGAAAUGUCAAAGAAAUCCCAGUUGUUCGAAGACCGAUUAGCGCUAACGCGGGCAUAAAUUUUAACCCGGGUUUCUCUUUCUUUUGUUUAAAAGCAUUUUCUCGGACAAUUAUCCCUAUUCUUUUUAGAGCAUCCAAUCAACAAAUUGCAGACCAAAGGAAUAGGCAAUUUCCGAGUUCCCCGGGCCUCUGUAUCAAAACGAGGUUAAGUGCUCAGCCUUUCUUGUGGAAAUGAGUUUUAUUUGCGUGAGAAUGGCUGAAUUUAUACUAGAGACGAGUUAUCCGUCUAGACGGAUUAGCCGUCAGACGGAGAAUUCGUCUAAGUAUAAAUCCGUAGACGAAUUUUGUUCCAUAAUUUGUCUAGAUAUUUUAAGCGGGAAACAGGAAACAUUGCGAAAAUACAGAAACCAGUCCCUCUCAUGUGGAAACUUCGUCAAAAAACCGUCUACGUUACGUCUAGAUAUAACUGAAUAUUAUCCGUCUGUUAGCACGUCUUCAAAAUGUGCUAACAGACUAAUCAGCCUCAGACGAAUUUUGCUCCAUAAUUCGUCUUUAGCACCGGAUUUACACUAGAGACGGAUUAUCCGUCUGAGACGGAUAAUUCGUCUCUAGUAUAAAUUCGGCCAAUGAAAAAUCAUUUCCAUAUCAAAAGCUGAGCACCGAACCUCGUUUUGAUACAGAGGCCCGGGGGAACUCGGAAAUGGCCUAUUACACAUGUAACGUGAAUUUGCCUUUUAAGUUUUCAUAUCUAAAUUCAAAUUUCGCUCUAACCUUGGGUUAUCUUUACCCCGCUUUGAAAAACCCGGCCCAAGUUUCCAAAGACUAACCUCACUGUCAUUUCUUUGUACAGAUAAUUCAGACACCAGGUUUAUGGGAGAAAGAUGGUGCCACUGGCGGAGUAAAACUGACAGAAGCCGGUUCACAAGUCAUCUCAGGAUGCAGUGGAAUGUGUUCACUUACAUGA
This is a messenger RNA of Porites evermanni, 6572 nucleotides long. The record is from the annotation of a GenBank genome assembly. NCBI's taxonomy places the organism in Eukaryota, Metazoa, Cnidaria, Anthozoa, Scleractinia, Poritidae.